UUUGUUUAUAAAAGGGUUUCUUUUGGUCACAAGAAAGUAACAAGAAACUUAAUUAGUGGAAAAAUAUCUUUGAAGAAAACAUGGUGUCCAAAGCUGUGAUCAACUCAAUGCUUGUGCUUAGGAUAAUCACACUUGCAGCCUCAGUAACAACCGUGGCCUUACUUGUUACUAACACUGCCAAAUUUGAUGAUGAUACAAAUAUGAAAUUUCAAGACCUCAUUUCAUACAGGUUUGUAGUCGCUGUUGCAGCAAUUGCUGGUGCAUAUUGUAUAGUGCAGCUACCAUUUUCCAUAUACUAUGCUGUUCAGCAGAAGAGAUUGAUACGCAAUGGAUUCUUGCCAGAAUUUGACUUCUAUGGAGACAAGGUAAUAAGUGCGCUUUUGGCCACAGCCAUUGGUGCAGGUUUUGCAAUUUCGAUCGAAUUUAAAAGGUUCUUCGACCAAAUAUUUGACGCAUCGGGUGUUUCAAAGGACGAUGCAACGAGGAGCACAAACAAUAAGUUUUAUGUUCGUGGAAUUGUUGCUUCAAGUGUUCUUUUAGUUGCAUUCCUUGCCAUGUUUGUGGUUUCUGUCCUUUCCUCCUUCAAUCGAAACAAAAAAGGCAUUUUUGGGUGAUGACAACAAAUCAAUUGAAGUAGAGAUACUAAUAAAUACUUGUUAGAUGAAUUUUUCAUGUAAUUUGUUCUGA
Medicago truncatula (barrel medic) is the source of this 687-nucleotide messenger RNA. Its product is annotated as CASP-like protein 4D1. The record is from RefSeq and is a predicted model, not a curated record. The transcript has 3 exons. Lineage: Eukaryota; Viridiplantae; Streptophyta; Magnoliopsida; Fabales; Fabaceae. The coding region runs from base 81 to 614 and encodes 177 amino acids.